Populus nigra (black poplar) is the source of this 5029-nucleotide messenger RNA. RefSeq names its product E3 UFM1-protein ligase 1 homolog. NCBI's taxonomy places the organism in Eukaryota, Viridiplantae, Streptophyta, Magnoliopsida, Malpighiales, Salicaceae. Bases 2102 to 4522 code for a protein of 806 amino acids. The transcript is spliced from 24 exons. Gene Ontology annotation, cellular component: endoplasmic reticulum membrane. Gene Ontology annotation, molecular function: UFM1 ligase activity. Gene Ontology annotation, biological process: regulation of proteasomal ubiquitin-dependent protein catabolic process; response to endoplasmic reticulum stress; protein K69-linked ufmylation. The record is from RefSeq and is a predicted model, not a curated record.
AAUAUAAAAAUCAAGUGACAAACACAUGAAUGAAAUCAGAUACUAUUAUAAAAGAUGGGUUAGUCUCUGAAGAAUUUAAGGUAUGUUCUGUACAUUACAAUUCGAGGGUUGAGUUCCAAAAAGAUCGGAAGAAUUUAUUUUUUCUGUGAUACACUGUGAAUGAUUGAUUUAUCUGAGAUUUUAUUGAAAAAAAAUUUGGGAGAAAAGUGCACAUUUGUCCCUUGACUACUAGCCAAUUCUUGAUUAACAUAAGAGUUUUACGACCGUGGUAAUUGAUAAUUAUGUAUGCAAGAAACGUGUUUGAAUGUAUUUGUUAAUUAAGAAAAUAAAACGCACAAUCUUCUCCUAAUCCUGCCCAUGGGAUUUCUGGUAGGAUAAAUAUUUUAGAUUAGAUUGGACACCUUCAUCAAACAGUUGGAGUGCGCGGGGCAUGUAAAUGGAUAAAUGAGACUCCAAACUUGUGCUCCCAUGCCCAUCUGCCCUCUCGCCUUCUCAGGUAUCUGUGGUUUUUGAUCCAUCUUACGAUAGAAUCCCCCAUCCUGACACCGAAUUAGAAAACUCCAUUUUUGAGUAUGGAGGGUACACUCUGUCCAACAGAGCAGGAUCACAACAAGAUCUUCAUGCCUGCCUCCACCUUGGUUUGACAGAUUACAGGUCCCCCUCCCUCCCUCUCUUGUGUAUGGGAAUGGCUUACAACCUCAGUUCAUAAAUACUUUCCAUUACUUUUCUAGAGCAAACUGAUAACUGUAAAUCAACUCGCACAUUAUACUGUUAAUCUCAACCAGAUGACACUUGGGCAUCAUGUUCAGUUGCACACUCAUGAUACUUGGUCAAUGAUCUCAUGCACAUAUUAUCCUUCGAUGCUACAACUCUUGCUGGAGGCGAGACAUUGCAAAUUUACUAAACAUCCCUCCCUUUCAUAUUGACUGGACAUGAGUUCUGUGUCAACUACUUUAGUGUUCAUUGCAGUGGGUUGUCAUAGGUUAAGGUGGACAGAUAUAAUUUUCAAGCUGGAUGCCAGUGUCAAAAUUACUUUUUCAACCAGCCUUUCAUUUACUGGGUUUUUCAUUUUUCUGAUGAUUGGUCUGAAGCUGCUUCUAAAUUUUCUUAUUAAUGAGUGGACUUUUGCUCUUGGUGUGAGCGUUUUACUGAUGUUUGAAUUUCAGUAAUUGUAAUGUAGCAUGAUAUAUUUAUGCCUUUUAUUUUUCCUCCCCCAUAAUGAAGAAUCAAUGCUAUCUGCCUGCUAUCCAGGAUUUUUAUGGGGACAAACAUAAAUCCUCUUUGGGAUAAGUUCCUCCUUCCAUCAGAAGGUAUCUCUUCAUUCAUAUGAAAUCUCAAUCACGGAAGAGGAUUUGUCCAUGCUUGCUUUUGAUUGUUUGACACCUUAUUUUAUUGCUUGCUAGCAUCUCAGUGAUGCCUGUGAGCUCAUAAAUUUGUGUUUUGCUUUUUCUUGGUAUUUAAUGCCCACUUGUGUGGUGGUCUGUCUGUAGUUGGAGGGUUUUUAUUAAGAGAAAUGAUGCAUAUGUCUUCUGUUCGAAAAUUUGUAUAUUUAAAGUUGAAUGAAAUCAAGCAAUAAAUGAUCAGUGAUGAAUUUUAUCGAGACUACAUUAGAGAUACCACCUAGAUUUUUUUAUCAAAAAAGUUAUCUUGUCUGGAUUUGUCACAGAUGAAAGAUCAACCUGGGUAUCUCGUAGAAUUGUAAUAAUUUUUUUAGCUCAGGAUAUCAUUUUAAAAAAAAGUUUUUGCAGCUUUGGUUUUUUGCAGACGACCCAAAACAGUGUCAACACACCUCAAGUCCAUUGGGUAAUAGUGCAAAUGUGCAAUUGUUGAGACGACAUCUGACCAGAAAAUAGAAGUGUUGCAAAGAAGUUACAAUGUAGGGGAAUUUCCUGGACAUUUUGUUUUCCCUGGAGGCCAUCCAGAGUUUAUGUAUGGACAAAUCAUCAGUUGUCAAAAAGAUCUACAGAAAUAUUACAAAUUGCCGAAGUUGGCAGUUCAAUCACUGAUGUUCUAGACUGCAACAAACAAACAGGGAAUUGAAUUGAACAGAAAACCAAAACUCUCUCGAUCGAUCGAUUUUCCUCCAUUCAAUUCAAUCAAAAUGGACGCAGAAUUGUUAGAAUUGGCGAGACAAUUUGAGUCCGCGCAGCAAGCAAAAUCGAGCAUCCGAUUAUCUGAAAGAAACGUCGUCGAAUUAGUCCAAAAACUCCACGAGCUUCACAUCAUCGAUUUCAACCUUCUCCACACUGUCUCCGGCAAAGAAUACAUCACUCCUGAGCAAUUGAGGCAUGAAAUGGUGUUGGAGAUCAAGAAAUUAGGGCGUGUUUCCUUGAUAGAUCUUGCGGAUAUUACUGGCGUUGAUUUAUAUCACGUCGAGAACCAAGCUCAACGCGUCGUUUCGGAUGACCCGAGCGGGCUGAUGUUGAUUCAAGGAGAAAUUGUUUCGCAGUCUUAUUGGGACAAUGUUGCUGAAGAAAUCAAUGAGAGGCUUCAAGAAUGCAGUCAAAUUUCUUUGGCGGAAAUCGCAGCUAACUUGAAUGUUGGCUCUGAACUUGUGGCUUCCAUGUUGGAAGCUCGCCUCGGAACUCUGGUGAAAGGUAGGCUUGAAGGUGGACAAUUGUAUACACCAGCUUAUGUUACUCGUGUUAGCGCCAUGGUUCGUGGUGCUGCGAGGGGUGUUACCGUUCCUACAAAUUUGUCUUUUUUGUGGGGAACCCUGCAGCAGUUGUUGCAAGCAAUGGAUGGAGCUGGUGGUGUGGCUACUGAAAGUUCAUUUUUCCAAUCCUUAUUUAAUGGGCUGGCGAAGGAAGGGGAGAUUCUUGGAUCACUUCGAGCAGGAGUUCAUUGGACACCAACUGUGUUUGCCACUGCUCAAAGGGAGUGUGUAGAUUCUUUCUUUUCUCAGAAUUCUUUUAUCAGCUAUGAUACUCUGCAAAACCUUGGAAUUUCCCAGCCUGUCCAGUUCUUGCAGUCCAGAUAUGCUGAAGGUAUACCUCUGGUAACUGCAUUUGCUCAUCCCUCCAUGAUUGAGAUGUUGGAUGCUGCUGUUGAGGAUGCUAUUGACCGUGGUAGCUGGAUUGAUUCUCUUUCUGUAUUACCCACUUCUUUUGGAUCCCAAGAUGCUUCUAAGAUUUUGUCGCAUUGUAAUUCUGUUCAGUCAGCACUCAAGGGUAAUAAAGGAAUGAUCCUGGGGGAUUCAUAUGUAUUUAGCAAUGGUUUUAUCAAGGAUGUUUAUGGUCGGAUGGAGAAAGAGCUGGAGGUCUUUAGGCUCUCAGGGUCCUCUGGUGUUAUACUGAGUGAUGACUUUCAUUUGGUCAUGGAAGCUAAAAUUAGAACUGAUUCUGGCCGGUCUGUUGAAGUAAAUGAGAAAAAGAAGAAAAAGGGGAAAUCAUCUGGAGCAAGAACUGAAAUCCUUCUAGAUGAUGAGGAAAUUAUUCCUUUGAAAUCUAAGAAAAACCAAAGGAAAGGCAAGGAGGCAUCUUUGGUCCUGUCUGAUACAAAAAAGGGAGCUAAGAAAGAUUUAGCUAGAACGCAAGAGGAUGAUCUUAACAUUCCUUCUGAUGAUUGGAUAAUGCAAAAGAUCCUGACUCUGGUUCCUGAUUUUGAAGAGCAAGCUGAUCUGGCAGGUUUGGAAGAUCCACUGACAAUUCUUGGACCUUUAGCUAACUAUAUGAGACCUAUGUUAAUUAGUUCCUUAAAGGAGAAAAGAAAGACAUUAUUUACAGAAAAUGCUGGGAAAAUGAAGCAACUGCUUGAUAAUUUACAAAAGAAGCUUGAUGAGGCUUUCUUAAAUAUGCAACUGUAUGAAAAGGCACUAGAUUUAUUUGAGGAUGACCAAUCAACCUCUGCUGUCUUGCACAGGCAUUUGUUAAGAACAAUGGCUGCUUCUAUUGGAGAUAUGCUUUUUCAUAACUUGGACAUGCACAACAAAUUGAAGAAUGGAAUUAAUGUUGAAGAGUCUCCAAAUUCAGAAUCUAUCACGCUUGGUUCUGCAGAAAGAACUGCUCUUGCAAAAAGCUUUCCAGGAUCCCUUUCAAAAAAGGCUCUUGCAGUAGUUGAAGCUUUGGAAGGGAAGCGGGUGGAAGCUUUCAUGACUUCACUAAGAGAGGUGGCAGAGGACAGUGGGUUGCUCUUGAAAAAGCUUGACAAGAAAUUGGAAAGAACUCUUCUGCACUCAUACCGCAAGGAUUUGACAGCUCAAGUUUCUGCUGAAACUGAUCCAGUUCUUCUUCUGCCUAAAGUUGUUUCCCUGCUUUAUAUUCAGGUUCGCAAUAAAGCUCUUCAGGCCCCUGGAAGGGCCAUUUCUGUAGCUGUUUCUCGAUUGAAGGACAAACUAGAUGAUUCAGCAUUCAAGAUCCUGACAGAAUAUCAAGCUGCUACAGUAACACUUCUAUCGCUUUUAUCUGCUUCAACUGGUGAUGAAGAAGACUGUACAUCUGACAGGAUUUUAAGUAAAAGGGAGCUUCUGGGGAACUUGAUGCCAGCAUUGAAAGGCCUAGUUUUGGGAACCGCUCAAUCUUGACUUGAACUGAUUUCAAAUCUUUGGCAGCUGGAAAAAUAUUGCAUUCAGAAGCCAACAAAUUCUCCUUUCAAUGGAAAGAUAUCCAGCAAUAUCUCUGGACACUGGACACUGGACAGAACUCCUGCUUGCGCUUGCUCAUGUUUAGAGACUGGGCAGCAGUCUGAAAGUGAAUGUGUUAGUUUACCAUUGUAGGUGACAAUCUCUCAGCAACCAGCUUGAUUUAGAAAUUGACGGAUCUGCGUGAUGGUUAGUUCAAGAUUAGGGUUGGUUGGUGUGGAUAUACAUGAUAGGGUUAUAAAGGUGGGAACAUGAUUAAAGCAGCAGCAGCAGCAGCAUUUGAGGCAAAAUUAUGAGGAACCUUGUAACAUCCUUGUGGUUGCAAAUGAUUUCCAGUGAAAAGAUUCUUGUCAUUUUUCAAUCACAAAAGCAAACAGAUCUUAUCGUUGCUUUUGUCUCUAAAAAGUUUUUCUUGCAGGCAAUAAAUUAUAUCAUUAGCUGUUCUUGAAA